This is a messenger RNA of Salvelinus namaycush (lake trout), 711 nucleotides long. RefSeq names its product fucolectin-like. The coding region runs from base 1 to 711 and encodes 236 amino acids. The transcript is spliced from 6 exons. Lineage: Eukaryota; Metazoa; Chordata; Actinopteri; Salmoniformes; Salmonidae. The record is from RefSeq and is a predicted model, not a curated record.
AUGGAGUGGAGUAGGAGAGCUGUCCCUGUCUCUGACAACGUGGCAUUGAGAGGAGUGGCUGCUCAGUCAUCACAGUUUUCCGAUCGCGAUGCUCACUAUGCAAUCGAUGGGUACAGAAACACAAACUAUGGAUCCUGCACCCACACUACACAGCAGACCAACCCCUGGUGGAGAGUGGACCUGCUGGAUGUGUACAAAGUGACAGCUGUCACCAUCACCAACAGAGAUGAAGUUCCUGAGAGGCUUGAUGGUGCUGAGAUCCGUAUCGGUAACUCACUGGAGAACAACGGCAUCAACAACCCCAGAUGUGUUGUCAUAUCCCACAUCCCAGCAAGAGAGACCUACACCUUCCAGUGUAAUAAGAUGGAGGGUCGCUAUGUUGCUGUGGUCAUCCCUGUCAGGUCAGAAUGGCUCACUCUGUGUGAGGUGGAAGUAUUCGCCACUGUCAAAACUCCAGAGUCUUCCACAGAAGCCCCCAAGUCAAAGAGAACGGUGGUGAGGAUGAAGAUCCAAUCAGAUGCUGAUCUGACAAACCAGGCAGUCGGUGACCAGCUACUACAGCAGCUGCAUGUAGAGCUCGUGAAGCAGGGGGUGUCUAACUUUCAACUGCGCUGGAGGACUCAGCCAGAUGGACAGAUUUUCCACCGUGAGGAAGAAGAGAAGGAGUGUGGACCCUCACAGACAGGUGUCUGUGGAACUGAAGGGGGCUAG